CACUUCUGUUUAGUGGUAAUAAGAUGCAUGGCCUUCGGUUCACCAAAAGCUUCCCAAGCCAUGAACGUAAGCCGACAAGAAUAGCCCGAGCGGCUGUAGAUCAAAGCGCCCCACUUUAUACCAAAUUUAGCCAGCCAGUUUACAGUUUGGCGACUCAAGGCACGGCCUCUUCAGGUGGCCGUGGAACGCUGAACCUGCUCACGUACGCCUCGCCAAUAGCAAUAAAGCCCGACCGAUGUUUCGCAAUUGGAUUAUAUCUCGGAACUGCCAGCUAUGCAAAUAUGAAGGCUCAUCGGCGGGGCGUGCUGCAGGUCCUGGGAUCACGCCAUAUAUCUUUGUUUCACCUACUUGGCAAGACCAGCGCACGGGACAUCGAUAAGCACGCUGCCAUACAGACGGCAGGGUUUCGCCUCCAGGAACGCUAUGGCAUUAUGACUUUGGAAGAUGCUGUUAGCGUCAUGGAGCUCGAGGUAGUGUCAGACUUCUUGCCAUGCGGCGAUCACGACGUGGUGAUUUGCCGGGUGGAGAGCUAUGAGAACUUCUCCGAGGAUGCUCAGGAUGUACUCUAUACCUCGGCCCUCCGUACUGCUGGAUUCCAGUGACGCGUCAGGGCUGCGGUGUUUGCGCGUUGCAAGGGUGCGAUGUACGGUACCUGCUGCGCAUGUAAUACAUUAUUAC
This is a messenger RNA of Volvox carteri f. nagariensis, 678 nucleotides long. RefSeq lists its product as uncharacterized. Gene Ontology annotation, molecular function: FMN binding. The record is from RefSeq and is a predicted model, not a curated record. The transcript has 4 exons. Lineage: Eukaryota; Viridiplantae; Chlorophyta; Chlorophyceae; Chlamydomonadales; Volvocaceae. The coding region runs from base 24 to 602 and encodes 192 amino acids.